GCAGCACAGCACUGCAGUGAAGUACGUCCCAUCAACCUACAGCACACACCCUAUCCCCUAUCCUCUCUCUGCCCCCACCAUCAGCAUCAACGGAACAGUGCUACCGCGUUGUCACAAUUUAAAGCAGAACAGAAGUAAAGGAUCGACUUUAUUUUUUGAUUCGAAGGAGCUCUCCCUCAGUAGGUUGCCCUUGCUGCCACCUUCUACAACAAAAUGGGCAUUGAAAGCCAAGACCCCCUCCCUCCACCUGGAAACCUGUCCUCUGGUCAGGUGGGCUCUUUCCAGAAGAUGGAGCCUAAAACUUUGGGGGCUAUCCAGAUCAUCAUUGGGUGCUUGACACUCUGUCUGAGCGCCUCUGUUCUUCAGCUCCAUGAAGUCCACUUCACUGGUGAUAUUAUGGUUUUCAUGGUGGUUGUUGUGCAGGUCCUCUUGUCAGGAUCAGUCCUUGUCCAUGCUGGAAGAAAGCCCUCUCUCCUCUGGGUCAAAUGUCUCCUGGUGCUGCACUUGAUCAGCGCUGCUUUUGCCACUGCUGCCCUGGGCCUCAUGUCCAAACACCUGCCUUACCGUCAGGACUCCUACCACUGCGAACACUGUCGGAAAUUGGAGCUGCAUGCUGUGCAAUUUUGUUUCAGAAGAUGCACUGAGCUGGUUGAGAAACAGUGUAAACUCCUGAUUGAUGGCAUCCUGGGCACACUGGUGAUCUUCUUGGUCCUUGAGCUGCUUAUCUGCAUCACCGUCAUGCUGUUUGGGCUCAGUGUGCUGGCCAACGGUGGAUCACAGGCGUCUGGUGGUCAGCGUCCGGUGUAUCCCCAGACUAGGCCUCCGGCUGCCCCUACCGUCCAGGUGGUGCAGGCCUCCCCAACUGUGGAGGCUCCUGGACCUCAGGUGGCUGUUGUUGUCACCGAGCCAGAGUCUGAUCAGCUUGAUGAGACGCCCACCCCUCCUACUGAACCCCAGGUGGAGCCCAUUGAGAUCGAGGUGGAGGUGGCUUAGCGGCGAGCCCCCUGCUCUCCACGCAAACAUCUCAGGGGGAUCUGAGGGUGGGCAACAACAGAGGUAGACCUGAACCAAAGUAGUGUUUGUUUUAACAUGUCUGAUUCACUUAUAAAUUCACAGUGGAAGCCUUGUAAUAUCAGCAGUACUGUUUUUGGUGCAUCUGGGAAACGUAAUCAAGUACCAGCAAAGAUUGGAAGGACAACAAAUGCUGUUAUGAUCCAGGUCUGAGGAAAAGAGGGGAGCCCCUAUCAGGGGCUUUGACAUGCUAGGGGCCAAUAGUAUUGUAUGGGCAAUACAUUAGUGUAGUCGGAUUUGGCAGAGAAUGUGAUAGAUGCCAUGAUGCUGUUCAAUCCUUUAUUAUGGCACUUAAACCAUUUUUUCCUCAACAAGUAUUUAACUGAAAAAAAUGGAGGCAAGUUUAUUACUCUUAGUAUUACUAUGUUGUUGGAGGAUUAAAAUUAAAGAAGAUGUUUGUCAGAUAUGAAAUGGAUGCACCAUUGUAUAAUCUAGAAAUAGAUAAUACUCAAAGUUAAAGAUGUAGUUUAAUCCCAUCCACUGCAUGUACUGGGGGGUUUCCCUGAAGGUUUAAGCAGGUGAUAAUGUAGACUAAGUAUGUACUGUAUCAUGUGUAGGCUACUAUGCUCCUUCUUUUGCAAUCACACGUUUUCACUGAUGCAAGUAAUCCAAGUCUUUAUUACUAGCAAUGUAAAAACACUAUGGUCUCCACAAGAUCUUAGAUUGCUUUUCACUGCUCUUUAAUUCUUUGAAUGUCAUUUUGAGUACCAACACAUACAUGUAUUUGAAGUGAACGUCAUCAACACUGAUCACUUACCAAGACCAACAAUGGACCAAUCACA
Osmerus eperlanus (European smelt) is the source of this 1853-nucleotide messenger RNA. RefSeq lists its product as uncharacterized. The coding region runs from base 214 to 993 and encodes 259 amino acids. Gene Ontology annotation, cellular component: membrane. NCBI's taxonomy places the organism in Eukaryota, Metazoa, Chordata, Actinopteri, Osmeriformes, Osmeridae. The record is from RefSeq and is a predicted model, not a curated record. The transcript is spliced from 9 exons.